AAUUUAUGUUUUAGCAUUAGGUACAAGGGACCUUUUAAAUAUUUUUUCUUUUUAAUUUUUGUUUUCUUUCAUGUACAGGGACCUUUUGAGAGUCGAUUGUUUGCCAUGGUUUGUCUUGAGAACGACAAACUUAGAAAACAAAUUGAACUGUUGGAGUCUUGUUGGAAUCUCAGUGGAGAGAAAGAAAGAAUGAAGAAAAAGAAAGAGAAAAAAAAAAGUGAGAAAAAAGAGGCUGAUGGUGGUGAUGGUGUUUGUUUUGCUGAGGAAAAAGAGGAGAAGGAGGAGGAAAAACAGGAGGAAAAACCAGAGGAAAUAGAGGAGGAAAGAGAGGAGGAAAAAGAGGAGGAAAAGAAGGAGGAACGAUGGGCUCUGAUGAUUGUUGAGAAAGAACCUGUUGUGGAUGACAAUGAAGGUGUGACUGAGUUUGAAAACUUGGACCGACUUGUAAACCUUGUAAUCGAGGAUGCUGGUUUGAUGGAGGGAUCGGAUGCUGGUUUGAUGGAGGGAUCGGCUGCUGGUUCGAGGGUGGAGGAGAAACAACAACCCUCCUCAAUGGUGAAGAGGGUUCGGGAGAGGGAAGGGAGGAAGAAGACGACGAAGCCGGUGGAUUUUAUGACCCCUCCGUCAUCCUGUCUGAAGAGGCAGAAGAAAGAAAAAAAAAAAAGCAAGAGCA
Molecule: messenger RNA, 673 nt
Organism: Striga hermonthica
Lineage: Eukaryota; Viridiplantae; Streptophyta; Magnoliopsida; Lamiales; Orobanchaceae
Source: the annotation of a GenBank genome assembly